ACGUUUCGAAACGUUCAAAAACCUGUCCACCAGCACUCGGUAUAGAAUCCGUGUCGCGCGAUCGACGCUCAUGCGGGAAAAAACCCAACGCGCCCGCAAACCGGUCCGAUUCGUGCGUAAAACCGUGUACGCCGUAGCGAUACCGAAUCGGCGCGGAAAAAAACCCAACGCGCCCGCAAACCGGUCCGAUUCGUGCGUAACACGGUGCUCGUCCAACGUGCGUACGUGUCGGUUUGAUUACGCGGAAAGUACGUGCAGUUUCGGCGGAUUUCAAGUUCUGGGUUUUUACAUGACGUUUUUAAUAGGAAUUUUCUCCGUAAGCCAUAAAGGUAAUUUUUAUAGGAUUUUUAAUUGGGUUUUAAACGAUUUUUAAUUGGUGUUUACGUGAUUCGUUUUGUGCGCAUAAUUGUUUACUUUAUCGCGACGUGACGCGCGAUAAGACUCGGCGUACAUGGUAUAAAACCGAGAGGGCGUCGUCGUUUUUCGUUCAGUGCGCUUCAGUGUGACGACUUCAGUGGCUCGACGUGCGCGCAUUUCGACAAGUCAACCGAUCGCUCCGGGCGCGCGCCGCUUCGAAAAUCGUGUACCCAUGUUUGUGCGCAUGUGUUAUUAGUUUUACGAGUUAUUCAAACGAGUGGGAGAAACACAAUGGAUACAACAGCAGCAGUGAUCACGGACAGCGAAGCGUUCGAUUUUUUGGAUUCGGUUACGAGCGAAUUGAUCACGACUCCGUCGUUUGACCACAACGCCGCCGCCGUCGACGAUAGCGUGUCGUUCGUUACGGACGAUUUUUUCGAAACUCAGAUAAUAUUCGAAACGUACCAAGCGCCGUCGUCGUCGUCGAAACCCAACGAUAAAUUGGAAAACCUUAUAAAAGAUUCGGAAUUGAUCGACGAAUUCGACGCCGUUGCGGAGUUUCCGUUUGUCGAAACAAAUAUAAAUACAAAUACGACUUUGGGCAAUAUACAGCAGUAUCCGCCAUCUAGAGGCAAAUCUAUGCAACGUACAAAAGAAUUGUACGAAGAGAGCGCAGCCAAAAACUGUUGUGCUGCUUUCUACGAUACCGAUGACGACGACGACGAUGAUGAUAUCGUUGCCGCCAAAGUGGACGGCAAUGACAGCGAUAGCACCACCACCAGCAGCAGCAGCAGCAGCAGUAGUAGUGACGGUAGCAGCAGUAGUAGUAGCAGUAGCAGCGAUAAUAGCAGUGACGACGACGACGGAGAAAUGUCUUCGCAAACACUUGUCGCGGUAGACCUGUUAAAAAAAAGAAUAUUGAAACGCGUCGAUGACGGUAAACGUCAAUUGUUUGAAAACAAGGAAAACAUUGGAGAUUUGUUGAACGUUGACUGGGGCGAUGACGACGAAGGCGAAGAAAAAGACCCGACGGCGGUGCUGGACGUCGUCGACGUUUCGAUUACGUCGAUCGUCGACGAGGCGCCUCGUCGACGUUCCAGUAGGUUGUUGUGCGGAUCUCUGGAUGUCGGGGUUCGCGUCGGAGAUACCGAUAACGAAUUGGCCAAAUACGAAUUCGUGGUCGACGAAUCCGCAACUCAAUCCGAAGACGAUUCGAUAAUGGUGCCGUUUCCGAACGUUUCGGAAUCCGAAAUGCGCGCCAAACACGCGGCAUUGUUAAAAAAAUACAAACCCAUUAAGGAUCCGAUGGACAGGCACGCACAGCUGAAGAAAUUUAUAAACGCCGACGUGCCGCCGACCAUGCGCGUGUCACAUUACAAAGGUUUGGAGAAUUUGGACGCCGACGGGUACGUAUCGUUGUACGAUAUAUUGACGCACGCGGAACGCGCAAUGAACGUCGAAUUGAAAAUCGCGCCUUCCGAUCUGGGCACCAUGUUGAAAUACAUGGACCGGAACAUGUAUGGGUUUCCGCAAGAGACACUACCGAUCGUAAACCACUCUAUUUACCCGAGAUCGUAUAAACUGCGUUACGGUUUCGUACCUUUGAUGUACAAUUCGCACGUCGAAGUGUUAAUUAGACGUUUGGUAAAAUCGCGAUCCAAAGAACCGUACGAUCUGUUCGAAGGCGAAUUGGAACUAAUGGUUAUGGCUUUGUGGCGGAUAUCGGUUCAGGAUUUGCGAUUUUACAACGAACGCGUCAAUCGCAAGAGCAAAAAAGACGUACUUUUGUAUCUGUAUCAUAAUUUUAAAAAGGCUUUUCGAUCCGUGUUGAAUGCAACGCCCGACGCGAAUAAAAUCGAUAGAUACGCCGAAAUUCGGGAAAUUUUAAAAUCGUAUAAACGGUACAUGUAUUUUUCCGACGAUCGGAAAAUUCAGACAAUGGCUCUGGUCGUAUUGAAGGAACUGAUGAUGUUCGUGUACAACAACAAUUGCGUGUCCGCUACGGAUGUGAAACUGUGGUCGGUGGUGUGUUUGGACUUGGGCGUGCAUCACGUCGCGUUCAGCCACACGUACAAUCAUCUGAUAAAAAAUCGCGUAAAUAUAUUCAAUUGGUUUGCUCAAAUGGUCGGCAUGUACGCGGAAACCCAACGGUCUCCGAACGAGUACAGCGUGUGGGACCGCUGUCUGCACGUCAACAAGAUAGCGUACGACGCCGACGUGUCGGUCGCGUACAAGAAACACUGUUCGGUCGACGGUCGAACCAACAAACGGACGAACAACGCGACUUUGGAUACCGUCAUCACCAAAAGAGACGUGCGGUCGAUGUUUCACAAAUUUUUCAAAACAAACGCGGACGUACCGUUGAAGUUGUUGAUCAAAUUGGACAAUUUUUUUAUGAUUUUCGCUCACUACUUUGUCCAAUACCUACGGGACACCGCGCUCGUGCACCAAAAAGAAAUCACGUUACGGAACAUCACUUGUUUUUUGAAAAUAUUCAAUCACGAUGUAUGGCCCAGAUAUUACGGAAAUCUGUUAAACGCAGUCGACGUAGCCGUCGAAAACGUAAAACGUAAACUGUGCGGCAGUUUUGUGGACUGUUUGAGAAACCAGCAGAAACGAUAUUGCAAUUUCGACGCGAAUCAGAUUUCAAUUGAUCCGGCGGUCGGACGGGUGCUGGUAGAUUUGGGUUUCGACGUUUUACUCUGGAUACUCGGACCCGUUUUGGCGCAAAACGGAAAUUCUGUACGCAUCAGUGCACCGGCGUGUGCCGGCAUUUUCAUAAAACGGUUGGAAACGUUUGAAACGCAACACGUUUUGCUCAAUAAAAAAAUACCGUUCCGUCUGGACUACCCGGAAUGGUUGACCGGUGGUACCGCGAACGACGAUUGCGAUUACGAUGAAAAACUGGAUAAUUCCGCCUAUUACGACGAACGCGGUGCGUUUAUGUUUCCCGAACGGUCGGAUUCGGAUUUGUUUCGAAACGACGAGACCGAUGACGACGACGACGACGGCUGUGAGUUGAGCGGCGAGAACCGUGACGUGGUAGAUUUAGGAAUCCCUGAAGGAGAAAUGUCCGAUUUCAACGAUAGUGACAGCGAAACAGACGUUUGUGAUACGUAUCAAGACCGUUUGGACAAGGACGAUUUAUUGAACGCGCUGUUGAAGCGCCAGAAACAAGAACGGAUGAUGAUCGAUUCCGGAACGCCGUCGGACGCGGACCUGGAACGUUUGCGUGCGGACAUUGACGAGCUCAAGAAAUCGUUACGCGUAAAAGACCACGAAAUCAACGUAAAGGAAACGGUCGGCGCUAUCAAGAGAAAACGCAUGGAAACCGAACUGAUGGUGAUCGACGGAGAAUACAGCGAGGUUUUGUUUGACGCCGGCAUAGUUCCAAAAGAUAUCGCGAAAUACCUGAACCGAACUCCGUUUGUGAAACCGCCAAAACGUCAGAAACUGUGCGACGAUACCACCACCACCACCACCAACGUCGCCGUUUCCCAGAACUCUAUUCGAUCGUCGUCGCAACAGCGUCGUGACGAUAACAAACGUCGUAGAUCCGUCACGUCGAACAAUUUACGAAAAUACUUGUUGACCGGUGACGAGGUUUACAAGGUCGUGGACGGUAUACGGACUUUUGGGCUCGUUACAAACGUGGCGUUGAACCGGAACAAACGGAGCACUCGCGGUUGCAAUCUGUGCGAUGUGCCCAAAAGCGGUACGCUGAACAUGCGGAUCAGCGAAACCUAUGCGGUCAGCGCUUGCGUGCCGUGCGCGGAAAAAAUAAAAACCUUGUUGGUCGAAGGCGUCGUUGAAUUCGAUUACGUACAACGGUUUCUGACAACCCGUAUAGACUGUCGGUACAAAGCUCCAUUGUUGUUUGAUGCUCGCGGAAAAAUGUUUACCGAAAUGACGCCCAAGAUCGAGUCGACGAAAGACAUGUACGUGUUUACGUAUAACAAAUUGGACAAAAAUUUCGGAAAGCGCGUUCCGUUGAAGUCGGUAUUUGAAGAUUUGUGCAAACGUUACAACUGGGACGUACCGAUGACGGACAGAAAAAAAUCUAAAAGAAAAUCAGCACCGGCGUCGACGACGCGAUGAGCGAACGCGCUCAGCGUCGAUCGUGAAAAUAAUAAAUCAGUCAUUGUUCUCGUUACGAUUUAGUAUUUUCACGAUCGACACUGGGACGGGUGCGCGCCGAAUUUUUCACUAUACAAUUUUACAUGUUCCAUAUAUAUAUUAUAUUAUCUAUUUAAAUUUU
Molecule: messenger RNA, 4615 nt
Organism: Melanaphis sacchari
Lineage: Eukaryota; Metazoa; Arthropoda; Insecta; Hemiptera; Aphididae
Exons: 3
Coding region: 649-4455 (1268 amino acids)
Source: RefSeq, a predicted model, not a curated record